CAGCACCCCAAUCGUCAUUUACAAUCCACGCUAGUCCCCCGUCAAGCGAGCCAAAAAAUGUGCGAUUCGUAUGAGGCCAAGAUCGGCGUGCUUUUCGAUCAGCUAGUCUCCGAAGGCGUCCUUGUGUAUGGGCCCCAUGAAUCGGUUGUGCGCGAGGCUGAGGGUUUUCCCAUUCAAUUCAAAGUCUGCGAGCACCUAUCCAAAAAGCCUCACACCGUGGGUGCUGAACUAAGUCCCACCUUCAACAAAGGCCGCAAAUGGGGUCCAGGAAGCGACAUGUUCUGUCCCGACGAGCGCUUGAUACUUGAACAGCUGAAUGGCACACACGACUUGGCGUUGAACUUGUUCUGUGUUGAUAGGCCGCAGUUGAUGAUGUUGACGAUGGACUCGUACAAGCGCCAACACCAACCGUUGGAUCGCGAUGACUUCCAGACAGCCCUUGAAGUAAUCAGGCGUUGCCCAAGUAUGUACGUCAUAUACAACUGCAGUGAGGCUGGAGGUUGCAGCCGGACACACAAACAUUUGCAGGGCUUGCGUGGCCCGCCUUUUGCGUUUGAACACGUAAUACAAGCGAGCGAAGGCAAGGCAACAGUCCCGUUUCGGUUUUUCUUGCACCAUCUCAGCGCAGGUUUUGCAACAACUUCAGCAGAGGAGGCGCUGGAUGUGUACUCGAAGUUGUUAGAUCAAACGAGGGAUCUUUUGAACGUCGGCCCAGCGGAUGUUUGCCCCCACAAUAUCGUCAUGUGGAAGGACUGGCUCAUCGUCAUCCCUCGUCAAGCAGGAUUUACUGAGGGUGCGAGUGCAAAUGCUGGAGGCAUGAUGGGAUGUGUAUGGAUCCCCGAAUACAAGAGCAUUGAUGAAUGGGAGAGGAUAGGGUAUGCUAAUGUGCUGCGAAAGUUGGGUGUCCCAUCACGCUCAACAUCGGGCUCGGAGGAUUCUGGUCGACACACAACGACAACACCAUAGUAGCAGAGCUUACGACCUUGAACCGCAGAAUUUUGACAGCAUUACGGAUGUGUUUAGAGGCGACCUCGGGUGCGAAGCCCUAAGCAGAAUAGACGGCCCUUUUGAUUUAUUCAUCUUACGAUCCAGAGCAAGGCAUCAUGUUGUGUAGCAUGCACAAGCUUUACUUUGGGCCAAAGCGAAUACGACCACAGAAGGAAAGAAGCGAAGGAAGCAAAUGAGGGCAAACGAAGUAAACUAAGUGAACAGCAGUGUUAUUGUUCUCGAACUUCUAAUCAAGAGUCAUUCUUAUUGCAGUGUUGGGUUACUUUUACCCUGUGCCAAAGAUCCGACCC
Boeremia exigua is the source of this 1298-nucleotide messenger RNA. RefSeq lists its product as uncharacterized. The coding region runs from base 58 to 966 and encodes 302 amino acids. Gene Ontology annotation, biological process: nucleotide metabolic process. The record is from RefSeq and is a predicted model, not a curated record. Gene Ontology annotation, molecular function: ATP:ADP adenylyltransferase activity; ATP binding. Lineage: Eukaryota; Fungi; Ascomycota; Dothideomycetes; Pleosporales; Didymellaceae. The transcript has 2 exons.